Molecule: messenger RNA, 1916 nt
Organism: Austrofundulus limnaeus
Lineage: Eukaryota; Metazoa; Chordata; Actinopteri; Cyprinodontiformes; Rivulidae
Gene: stx4
Product: syntaxin 4
Exons: 10
Coding region: 144-1034 (296 amino acids)
Biological process (GO): vesicle fusion; exocytosis; intracellular protein transport
Cellular component (GO): plasma membrane; endomembrane system; SNARE complex
Molecular function (GO): SNAP receptor activity; SNARE binding
Source: RefSeq, a predicted model, not a curated record
AGAAGAAGAAGUGUUGCUACACUGGUGUAUUUGUUGAAUGAUAGAAGUGAAACCUGUCUAGAUAUAAGGAACGUCUGUCCGGUGUUUCAGGUCUGAAUCGMGGCGGUGUUUCGGAUAUCUAAUCGUGACCUUCUGUCGGAAAAAUGCGGGACCGAACGAAAGAAUUGGGAAACAAAGCCGAAGGUUCAGAUGAGGAUGACGAGGACAGAGCUCUGGUGAACAAACCUGGAACAUCUUCAGCUAAAGAUGACAAGGACAAUGAAGCUUUCUUCAAAAAGGUGCAAGAAAUCCAUGAGGGGCUGGAGAGCCUGAAGAAGAUGGUUUCUGACCUGGAGAACAAACAGAAAACUGUCCUGGGCGUGGCGCUGCCAGAAGAAAGUAUGAAGAAAGAGCUUCAAACUCUUCGAGAUGAGAUCAAAACUUUAGCGAGUCAGAUCCAGAGGAAGCUGAAGAGUAUCGAACCUAAAAAGGGCGACGAUGAUGGAAAAUACAUUCCCAUCAAUGUUCGGAUGCAGCGAACGCAGCACGGCGUUCUGUCCAGAGAGUUUGUGGAGUUAAUGGGUCACUGUAACACCAUCCAGGCCGAGUACAGAGACCGAAACGUGGCUCGGAUACAGAGGCAGCUGAAGAUCACUGGAAACAACGUGACGGACGAGGAGCUGGACGCCAUGCUGGAGAGCGGUCAGACGGAUGUUUUCACUCAGAACAUCCUGAUCGACGCUAAAGCCACGAAGCAGGCUCUGAACGAGAUCGAGUCGCGGCACGACGAGAUCCUGAAGCUGGAGAAGAGCAUCACAGAGCUGCACCAGAUGUUCCAGUACCUGGCCAUGGAGGUGGAGGCUCAGGGUGAGAUGGUGGACAGGAUUGAGACAAACAUCAAGCAGUCGUGUGACUACGUGGAGAAAGCCAAGGACAAUGUGGAGAAGGCCGUCACAUAUCAGAGCAGUGCUCGCAAGAAAAAGAUUUGGAUYGCCGUCUGUUUGGCCAUCCUCCUCCUCAUCAUCGUCAUCGCCGUUGUCAGCACUUUCAGUUAGUGACACCGAGCCGUGCGAGUCGCCUCGGCAAGAAUCGUUCAAAUUUGUGUAAAUUCACCGACCCACAGGUGGACCUGAUCUGUGUACAUAUUUAGUUCUUUUCCAUCCCGCUCAUAUUUAAUCUUCUUCAAAGCGACGGACUCUCUGUCUCGCCUGCAUUUUUUAUUUUUCGAACCCCCAGUUGAGGUGGUGUUGCAGGUUUCUGUUCUAUGAAAGACCAGAACAAAAAAAAAACUGUUACCUGAAUAAAAGUUGUAUUUGAAGCAGUAUUUAGAUCWAACACUGGUGCUGACCGUGCUGUACUCAGGAAAACUGAUUCUUGCUGAAUUGGACACAAAGAACAACUUUUUAGACAAUUAUGCAAAAUAAACUAAUAUAAUUGUAAUUAACACUGCUGGUGAUUUAUGCUUUUUUAACUGGUUGCUUCAAACUGCCUACAUGUGUAAAUAAUUAGUGAUGUUGUGGAUUAACCCCCAUCCGUCAGUUCUGCAAUAAUAAACCCAAACCUGAUUUUAUUUGUCUGAAGUUUUGUAUUUAUGAUUUGAACUUUAUAAAAGCUGCUACAACAAAAUAUCUGACGAAUUCGUUAAAGCCUUCAAAUCUGUGCCUUAUCUGCAACGAGCUGGGAACAUGAUGUCGUGCACUAAUUUGUCAAGAAGGGAUGGAAUUAGGAUUAUUAUUUAACUUUGGUCUUUUUUUGUUGUUUGUGUGUUUGUGUAUCGAGACAAAUCUGUCAAGAAAAACUUAACCAUCACAGCUAAACAAAAAAAAAAAAAAAAAUAAUGUACUUGAACAGAAUUUUCUACUGUGUAAUAUUACAACUGUUCAAAUUUGCAUGACUGGUUUAUUUUAUUUGUUUUUAAAUAAAGUCAUUGUCAUUUC